AAGUCAAACUAACAAACAUAGUUGAAACAACACGCUCAAUUAAAUCAGGAAACUGCGGUUGUUGGGUUCACCAUAAAUGACGUCCGUCAUGAAAAGGAGGCGGUUUGCCAAUGACGUACAUAGAUACACUAGUCUAUCUAAUGAUAUUGCAUUGCAGCAAGUUUAUAUUUUCAUACGUGCAGCUCGACUCGAUCAGAGGACAACUACUAUGAAGGUCUCAUUUGCUCUGGUAGUAUGGCUUGCUUUAACAGCUGUUAUGGUGAAUCGUGCUCAAAGUGAAACCGUAUGCUCUGAACGUACAGACAGCAAGGCGGUCAUUGUCGGUACUUUACCUCAGACGUGUGAUGCGUCGAAUGGUGGCAACCUGUACUAUUCGCCGUCCAGCGGACGUCUCACUCUGUGCGAUGGUUCUCUGUGGAUCCACUUCGGACCGUCGGUGAAGGCUGAGCUCGGCAGCUACAACAAUCCCAUCGCCUCAUGCUCUGUUCUACGGGGAAAGACCGCACAAAGUGGAACUUACUGGAUGAAACCACCGACAAGCAAACACUCCAAACCAUUUCAGAUCUAUUGUGAUUUCGAUUUGCGUCCCAAUGGUUGUGCUCUCGUGUGGAAACAUUCUUACUAUCAGGUCACACCAAACAACAACAUGCGCACGUUCAGUACAUUCAACAAGCCAUGCAUUGAUCUCUCUGAUGGUUGGUGUAAUGUAGCCAAUAAGAACACAAUAGAAGGAUCAGAGCAAGUGACAGCAGCCUAUCAUCACGGAACUAUCGUCUAUGCCUACAGAGGUGAUCGCAACCAUCAACUGGGGAAGUCAUCGCAAUGGCAAGGUGCUAUUCUCAACAAUCCAAUCAAAAUAACAGACCACUGUACAAGCAGCGACGGCAUCGCACCGGAGCCAGAUAUUGGAGGCCACGCCAUACCAGGAAUAACGUUUGACAAGGCAAAUCCGGGAGAAUAUACAAAGAACUGUGACACUGACCGCUAUGCAUCAGGUAGUGACUGCCGUUGGCAAAAUUGCCAUCUACCGACUCAUAUUUCAAAGACUAAUACCCUCGUGCAAAUGACGGUUGCCAUUUACGUUUGUUGAUUGACGAUCAGAACUUGUUGCAAACAAUUACGUCAUGAAACUAGGACAAAGAUCGCGCAUAACAUUACUAAUUUAGUGAGCUGCAGCUGCGCGGUAGAGUAGCACGCUGGUAAAUUUAAAUUAGAUGUCGUUUGAUAUUGA
This is a messenger RNA of Corticium candelabrum, 1231 nucleotides long. RefSeq lists its product as uncharacterized. The transcript has 5 exons. Lineage: Eukaryota; Metazoa; Porifera; Homoscleromorpha; Homosclerophorida; Plakinidae. The record is from RefSeq and is a predicted model, not a curated record. The coding region runs from base 77 to 1090 and encodes 337 amino acids.